AAGGCCGUCGCCUACGCGAUACUCUCGCAUCGAUGGGGAGAGGCAGAGGCAACAUAUACGGAAUACAUCACUUCUCAGGAGAGAUUCAGUUCAACUUCUAAACCGAUCCAGCAAGCCACGACUCUGGGUUACAUCAAGUUACUCAAGUUCUUUGACGCAGCCUCGGUACAAGACAUCGAAUUUGCCUGGGCCGACACAUGCUGCAUCGACAAAAGUAGCAGUACCGAACUCGAUGAAGCGAUUCGCUCCAUGUUCCGCUGGUACAAAAACUCAGCGCUUUGUAUCGUCCAUCUCGCGCAGACUACCUCAGUUGACGACAUGGCCAGGGACGAGUGGUUUACGAGAGGUUGGACAUUGCAGGAAAUCCUCGCACCCGAUCGGAUCAAGUUUAUGGACAAGGAUUGGAAGCGUCUUACGACUUCGGCAGAGCUGCUUCGCGAAGUUCAAGUAGCCACGGCUAUCCCUGUCGAGGUCUUGACCCAUCCCUUUGUUCCACGAACCGCUAACAUCAAUGAGAAGAUGAGCUGGGCUGCCUGCCGAAAGUCAACGAGAGGUGAAGAUGCCGCAUACUCCCUGAUGGGAAUGCUAGGCGUCAGUAUACAAGCCGCAUAUGGCGAAGGGCGUGUCCGAGCAUUCCGCCGUCUUUUCGAUGCGAUUGUCGAAGAGGUCGAAGAC
This is a messenger RNA of Coniophora puteana RWD-64-598 SS2, 675 nucleotides long. Its product is annotated as HET-domain-containing protein. NCBI's taxonomy places the organism in Eukaryota, Fungi, Basidiomycota, Agaricomycetes, Boletales, Coniophoraceae. The transcript is spliced from 2 exons. The record is from RefSeq and is a predicted model, not a curated record. The annotation marks the transcript as partial.